This is a messenger RNA of Musa acuminata subsp. malaccensis (wild Malaysian banana), 1057 nucleotides long. NCBI's taxonomy places the organism in Eukaryota, Viridiplantae, Streptophyta, Magnoliopsida, Zingiberales, Musaceae. The record is from RefSeq and is a predicted model, not a curated record.
UGUUUUAAGAAACAACAGAGGAAACUGCCACCCGCAGCAUCCCACCUCUCUCAUGAUUUGCGUGGGUCCCGUCAUGCGUCCGGACAAGUGGCGCGGGUAGCCGAGUGUGUGUUUCCGAGCGGCUACGAAAAGCAUUUCUUAUAAGAAGAAGAAAAAGAAAAGAAAAAAAAAACCCGCGAAUAAGCGGUGGGUUUUCCCGCCAUGUCGCCGCCCAAUUCCCGCCGCUCUCAUCCCACACAAACCUCACCUUUCUUUUAUUUCUUAUAUAUAUAUAUAUCCCCAAAACCCUCCCAAACUCUUCCCUCCCAAUCCUCGUUUGAAAUCCUCUCUCCUCGAAGCAGGCGAGCGACAUGGAGGUGGCGAUUCUGGGGUUGCGGAAGAUAAAGAUAGAGCGGCGGGAUGAGGCGUCGGAGGAACGGGAGACAGGAGGGUGGGAGACGCCCAGGAGGGCGGAGUGUAGGAUCCCCGCGGCGACCCGGUGCCCCCCGCCGCCCAGGAAGAAGUCCCCCGCCGUGGCAUUCGGCAAGAGGAGAGACCCGCCCAAGAACGGCUACUUCCACCCGCCCGAUCUCGAGGCCCUCUUUGCCCUGGCGCCCAGGAGGGAGGCCUGCGCUUGACACCGGUGGGGCAAAGGUGGCGUCUUGUAGAUAGCAGAUGUUGCUGUUGUACUCUAUAUGAUGCUUGCUCAGUGUUAGGUCCUCUGUUCCUCUGUAUCUAUAUUCAAGAAUGCUCUUCUCUUUGUAAUACUAGUAAUUCCGAGGCUUAUACAUUGCCAUUGAUGUUCUUGGACUGCAAACGAUGGCGAAGAACUCAUUAUAACACAAGGAGAUCGAAGCACAGGGAUAAGGAUGUCUGCCUUGGAUCUCAAUGACACUAUCAAGAUUUUUUAUGAGGUCAUAUCCAAAGAAGAAAAAUGAAAUAGACUAAAGAGGCAUCCAAUGUUCUGAUACUCUUGAGAGUGACCGCUUGAGCACUUGUCACUUGAUGAAGUAGACAAAUGUUUCAUUGUCAUUGUACUAAUAUAAUGAUUUUGGGACAGUGUUGGUGCCAAUAUUUA